GCAGUCACAGUCAAGAAGCGGUCGACCCACCAUCAUCCAUCAGCUAUUGUUGGGUCAAGAGAUUCCGAGCACACUUGCUUGCGGCAGCUAUUCGUCUAUUAGCGUGCGCGAUGCGAUGCUGCGCUGAAUGGACGACGAUCAAACAACUCACUCCUUAACCCACCUCGGAACGUCAUCAUCGUCUGCGUCGUCGUCGUCGUCGCCGUCUCGAUCGUUUCAAUCGUCAUUUCUAUCACUGUGUAGUGUGGUGGAGCGAAAACAAAAUAAAAAACUCAAUCCGUCAAUCUAUCGCGCGCGCGUCCGGAUCGGGGUAUAGAACCCAUGCCUUCGAUCGCCGCACAAUUUCAGUUGCUCUCGGCCAACCGGCGACUAACAACGCUUUUCUGAUCAGAUCUCCGGUGUGAGAAGAAAAGAAGGUGCUGUGCUUUAAUUGCUGCGACGGGUGCCUGAAGCUGAUACAGUUUUUGGUGGUGCUAGAGAUACCGAAAGUUCAACUAGUGGAUUUGGACAAAGUGCCAAUCGAAGCUGGGGGGUUUGUAGCUGCAUUUGUUGAAAUCUUUUGUGGCUCUACCUAGGUGUUUGCAAGCAUGUUCGAUCCCGUGGCGAACGUGACCAUCGGACUGCCCGAUAGUAUCAAUUCCAGUUCGUAUUUCCAGAAUAAAUGGGAUGCCUUUCUGGAUGUUGUUGGCGAUGAUCCGGAUUUUCUAUAUUUUUGGUGUUUAACGAUAUGGACCUACGGCCUGUUCUGGGGAAUCGGUGGCCUGUUCGUAUUCAUGGACCUCACAAACAAGCCAAAAUUCAUGCGAAAGUACAAAAACCAGCCCGGAACACACGAACCCCUGGAAUGGAAUAAAUUGAAACCCCUGCUAAAAACCGUCAUCAUCAACCAGCUGGUGUUUGGAAUCCCAACGUCGUAUCUUUCAUAUCACGGCCGGAAAUGGAUUACGGAUGAUCUGCCUGCGGUUCGGCCGCUGCCUUCGCUGGAGACCAUCAUCCGAGACAUGCUGGUGUGCAUCGUCACGUGGGAAGUCACAUUCUACUACAGCCACCGGUUGCUGCACGCCAACUUCUGGUACAAGUACAUCCACAAGAAGCACCACGAGUGGCCGGCGCCGAUCGCCUGGGCCGCCAUGUAUGCCCAUCCGUUCGAGUUCGUCAUCAGCGAUCUGCUGCCGGUGUACGCCGGACCGGCACUGAUGGCCAGCCAUCCGGUGACGAUCGCCAUCUGGUUCGUGUUCGUCAUGAUGGACACCCUGGUGGACCACUCCGGGUACCACUUGCCGGUGCUGGGAAGUUCCGAGCAGCACGAUUACCAUCACUUGAAAUUCAACCAGUGCUACGGACUCUUCGGUUGGUGGGACACUCUACACGGCACGAACGAAGAAUUCCGCAAGAAGAAACAGUACCUGCGAAAUAAGAGAAUAUUCUCUCUGAAAUCAGCUCGCGAGCUAAUUCCAGACGAGUAGACCGGCGGAGGAUCACGCUGAGCAAUGCCAGAGCACGAGGAUAGAAGGGGUUCCUGAAAGCAGGACGCACCCCAGGAGAGAAGAACAAUGGAGAACUAUUGAUACAGUACCUACCUUUAACCAAUUGACACACAGUGGUCACACUCUAUCGGUGGAGUUGAUGCUCAAAUAGCUACUAGUGCUACAGUUACUUUUUGGAUUAAGCUUUGAAUGUUGGAGACUGCUGCUGAUGGUGUAACAGAGCUUAUGUGGAGCCAAGAAAGCAAAAUGAUGAAAAUGUUUACGUGCAAGUGGUAUGGAAUAUCACUUGCUUGAAAAUGUGUUAAGUAGUUAAAACAAAAGAACUAGUCUUGUAAGCUUGUAUGGUAAGAUCUCCUCAGGUCUGAUGGGACACAUUUCCUCUAAAUGUUAGAUGAAUGCUGUGCAGAAAUAAAGACUCAUUAAGUUUCA
Molecule: messenger RNA, 1916 nt
Organism: Aedes albopictus (Asian tiger mosquito)
Lineage: Eukaryota; Metazoa; Arthropoda; Insecta; Diptera; Culicidae
Product: fatty acid hydroxylase domain-containing protein 2
Exons: 3
Coding region: 588-1466 (292 amino acids)
Biological process (GO): sterol biosynthetic process
Cellular component (GO): endoplasmic reticulum membrane
Molecular function (GO): C-4 methylsterol oxidase activity; iron ion binding
Source: RefSeq, a predicted model, not a curated record